Molecule: messenger RNA, 1432 nt
Organism: Coccinella septempunctata (seven-spotted ladybird)
Lineage: Eukaryota; Metazoa; Arthropoda; Insecta; Coleoptera; Coccinellidae
Product: 3'(2'),5'-bisphosphate nucleotidase 1
Exons: 6
Coding region: 180-1103 (307 amino acids)
Biological process (GO): phosphatidylinositol phosphate biosynthetic process
Molecular function (GO): 3'(2'),5'-bisphosphate nucleotidase activity
Source: RefSeq, a predicted model, not a curated record
UUCUGAUUUUUUUUGCUGAUAACAGAGACUGCUCUCUGCUGAUAUGCUGAUAUGGAGACAUUCGAACAAUGAGGAAAAAAAUGUGAAUUUCCUCAAACAGUUCCGUCUUUAUCAGCGUAGGAAAAUUCAAAAAUUAAGUUAUUAAUUUUAUUUAUCUUCAGUUUCUUUUCAGGCUCCAAAUGGCACAAAGUCAUCCUCUAAUAUUACGAUUGCUUGCCUCUUCCGCUGUAGCAGCUGGAAGAGCUGGUAAAAUUAUUAGGGAUAUUAUGAGCAGAGGUGAACUAGGAAUUGUUGAAAAAGGAAAAAAUGACUUACAAACAGAAGCUGAUCGUUCAGCUCAAAGAUGUAUAAUAGCAUCAUUAUCACAACAAUUUCCAAGUUUAACAAUAAUUGGUGAAGAAGAGCCAAGUCAUUGUGAGGUGCCUAGUGAUUGGAUUGUGACUGAUCUUGAUCAGGAAAUAUUGUCCAAGAGGUGCCCGAAUGAAUAUUUGGAAGUUUCUGAUAAAGAUGUCGUUGUUUGGGUUGAUCCCCUAGAUGGGACAUCUGAAUAUGCACAGGGUCUUUUGGACCAUGUUACUGUCCUUGUUGGUGUGAGUGUUAAGGGUAAAGCAGUUGGGGGUGUUAUUCAUCAACCAUACCAUAAUUACCAAAUUCAGAAAGAUACAAAUGGACGAACUAUCUGGGGAUUAGUUGGUUUGGGUGUUGGAGGUUUCGAACCAGCUUCACCACCUUCAAACAAGUUCAUAGUAACAACAACUAGGUCACAUUCAGAUGGAAUUGUGCAGAAGGCACUAGAUGCACUUAAUCCAGAUGAAAUUUUGAGAGUUGGAGGAGCAGGCCAUAAGGUUAUGUUGCUCAUCGAAGGCAAAGCUCAUGCAUACGUUUUCGCAAGUAAAGGUUGUAAAAAAUGGGAUACUUGCGCCCCUGAAGCCGUUUUGACUGCUUGUGGUGGAAAAUUGACUAACAUAUUUGGAGAGAAUUAUGAUUAUAGUAAAGAUGUCGAAUAUCCGAACAAGAAGGGGGUCUUUGCCACAGCUAAAGGUAUCGAUCACGGGAGUUUGGUGAAAAAAAUUCCUGAAGAAGUGUUGAACGCUUUAUCCUAAAUGGAAAAUUAAUUUUUUAUUGAAACCUAUGCGAGUCUUAGAGUCCAUUCAAGCAUCUCGUGCAGACUUUUUCUGCAAUAUAUUAUUAAACAUUCCACAAACUAUCAGGCAUUUGAAAUUAAGCAACACUAUAUAAGUUUGAGUGUCCUAAAUAUUUUCAGUUUGCUGUUCUAUAUGUAUGAAAAUAUUAAUUUCUCUUUCAUUCUAAUGAAUUUGUUCAUGUAAUGAAUGUAAAACUUAUCCUUCAAAAAUCACGCACAAUAGAUGUAAGAAUAUGAACUAAGAAAAUCUUCUGUUGGCCAAAAUACAAAUUAUUCAUGUUCCACUUA